AUGAGCUCGACGGGGUCGCAUACUGUGGCGACGUGGCAUAUGGCCGGGUAUCAAGAUGCGGGUGGGAAGGUCGUCGACGUUGUUUGUGAGGGACAUCAGAUGCUCUCAUACCGUGCAUGGGAAAUUUAUCUCGUAGAUCAGCUGGCGCAUUUCCGGGCCCACGGUCAUUGUCUGCAUCGAAACUCGGGAUCGGACGAGGAGGAGAGGGUGGCCGGGCGAAGUCGUCCACGACGGACUGAAUUGGCCGAGUCGAGCCCAUCUCCGGGUCGCCCCUUGAGCUGCGAGAAACGACGGAUCUCGAGCGCUCAGACCGCACAGAGUUUCGAGAUGGUGAUCGAUACCGCGAAUGAUGGUCGCUGUGGUCGUUGGCACUGGGCCGAUGGUCGUCUUUUCUGCGGCGAUCACGGCGGUGCUGGGGUGAUCUCCCUCUACCACCACCACGACCCUGAAACCGGCCGCCUCGCUUUUGAUACGGAGGGCUUCGGUCCCGUCUUUCUCCGUGUUUGGCGUGGUGAUGACGAGGAACAGAUGGGCGAUGGCCGCGAGGAGAAGGACUUCGAGUCCUUUUGCGUUUGGAUGGAGGUGGAAAUGGUGACUCGUCUCUUCGUGGGCCCAAGGUGUCCCUGUCUGGUGGGGGGCCGAAUCGAUGGGUGUUCCGAAAGUCGUCUGCAGCAGACGGGGGUUGUCGAAGGCUCGGGCGUCGAUCGUGCUGGAGCCCAGAGGGUGACAGACCCGGAGACCCGUGGCGAGGAGAUCGGUUCACGGGGAAAUCGCCCAAGUCGUGAGACGAAUCAGGCCCAAAUCGGGACGCGUGGGCGGGGGGGCGUCCACGGCCACGGUGAUUCUGACCCCGGGCACGAUUGGAGCCUCGACCUCUGCGCCUGUCCCGGUCGCGAGGAUCGCGAGGAUCGCGAGGAUCACGCUGGUCGCUGGCGCUCCACUGGUCUUUCAGCACCGGACUCCUACGGGACCCAGCCAUGUAAACGUUGCCAGCCACAUCUGGCGGAUGAAGAGAAUGUUGAAAUCGAGGUCAGUGCCAAGUCAGGGCGAAGCGAUGGCUGGCUAGGGGAUGCUGUCGUGGGAAGCGAGAGUCGGCGGGUGGAGCCAAGGCCCGUCUGGUCGGGUGGAUGGUUUUUCCGGUCUGCGAAGUGUAGGAAAAUGCGGAUGUGA
Molecule: messenger RNA, 1170 nt
Organism: Penicillium riverlandense
Lineage: Eukaryota; Fungi; Ascomycota; Eurotiomycetes; Eurotiales; Aspergillaceae
Exons: 3
Coding region: 1-1170 (389 amino acids)
Source: RefSeq, a predicted model, not a curated record